Messenger RNA from Diachasma alloeum, 1426 nucleotides. RefSeq lists its product as uncharacterized. Lineage: Eukaryota; Metazoa; Arthropoda; Insecta; Hymenoptera; Braconidae. The record is from RefSeq and is a predicted model, not a curated record. The annotation marks the transcript as partial. The transcript has a single exon.
AUGUCAACGCACGCAGUGCAGCCCCAAAAUGCCCCCUCGAAUCACUCGAAUCACAUCACCACCUGCCACAAGUCACCACCAAUGCCACUGAGGAUCAAAGAAACUUUACCACAAUCAGCACCACCGACGAGUCAAUCAGCAACAAUCAGUCAGGCUCAAGUGAUUCCAGUGACAUCGGUGCAGCCAGCCUUCGUUCGACCAUUCGAGGACUCCUUCAGGGGGUCCACUAAAGUCCCCAUCUGGGGCACACGCAGUCACAGUGUCCAGAGUCAAAUUGGACAUGGGGAUGUGCUGAAGAGCGUCGUGACAACAUCCAGCGGUGUGCAGAGUCAUCAGGAGUGUGUGGAUAGCAAAACGAGUGUCUAUUCUCAUCAGGCGCCUCAUCAGAAUUAUCAUCCAGUGGUGAGUCAAGUUGGGGGUCUCUACAAGCCCCAGGUGUUCACACCUCUGCAGCUUCCCCAGGUCAGCAAGCCCGUCGCCUCGAGCAAUGGGGAUGUGCAGAAGUUCAGUGUGAAUGGGGGUAAAAUGCACUCGGAUAAUUCUGAGGGCAAUCAGAGGAACAAUGGUGCAGCUGUUAGUCCGAUGGAGAACUCCUUGGGACAUGAGAAAUCAGUUAAUGCCAAUUUUUAUAGUAAUGUCGAGGGUAACUUAAUGUCUAAACAUGUUAGUAAGGCUUUCGAUAGCUCCAAGGACUUGAAGUCAAGUGCCAGUGAUGGAGAUGCCUCGGGGAAGCAGAUUAAUCACAGAGUUGUGACGGCGGGGGAGAAAUUUAAAGUCAAUAGUGAGGUGAGUGGGGACGUGAAGGCUCCGGUGAGAGUCGACAAUUGUGAGAGGGAGGAGACCAAAGCUCCUGAUGUAAUCGGUGCGGCGGUGCCGUUGGUACCCUAUCAGCCUUUCAAGUUCUCGAUCAGUGAUAUCAGUCACAAGACGUCGAUCGACAGCCAGAUACUCCAGAGCAUCAAGUCCGAGGAGGUACUCAGAACCUGUCAGAAUGUAUCGAAUGUACUACUUCAGAUUCCAAAGUACCAGGAGAAAUUGCUUAAUUUUUCGAGUAAUGAGUUCAAGAGUUCCUUUUGCUACACUGACAAGUGCAAUAAUUUAACUGAAAUAACGGUCAAGUGCGAGCCACCUGUGCUCAAUGUUCCUGAUCCCAGGGGGUUUGCGAGGGGGGCGGAUGGGAGGGGGGAUUUUUUGGCUGACAGGGGGAGGGAUAUUACGUCGACCCUGGAUCUCGCUGAGAAGAAGAGGAAGAGGAAGAGGGAGAAGAGCUGUGGGAAUAAUCGCAGCUCGGAGUCCGAGGGGGAGGGCGAUGUCAAGGACUCUGAUCUGUGGAUCACCAAGGGUCCACCUGCUAAAUUGACGUUUUCGGAGAAGAAACUCACGUUUUUGGCGAUUUUUGGACUGACUACGUUGAGCACAAGGAAUG